AUGGUUCAUCACAGAGAAGAGGACCUGAUUGGGAUCCCCUUCCCAAAUCACAGCAGUGACGUCCUCUGCAGCCUCAAUGAGCAGCGUCGUGAGGGCCUGCUCUGCGAUGUCAUUCUCAUCGUCCGUGACCAGGAGUACCGGACCCACCGCUCUGUUCUGGCAGCCUGCAGCCAGUACUUCAAGAAGCUAUUCACAGUGGCCACCACUGACGGCAGCCGUCAUCACACAGCGGCAGUGUACGAAAUCGACUUUGUCGCUCCGGAGUGCCUCACAGCCAUUCUGGAGUUUGCCUAUACUUCUACUCUGACGGUGACGGCGUCAAACGUCAAAGAGAUCCUGAAUGCUGCUCAGAUGCUGGAGAUUCCCUGCAUCAUCAACGUCUGCCUGGAGAUCAUGGACAGUGGGGGUGGCGGUGGUGAGGGGAGAGAAGAGGAAGGGGAAGAGGAUGAGGAGGAGGACGAGGAAGAAGAGGAGGAAGAAGAGGAGGAGGAGGAAGAGGAAGAGGAUGUGGGUUCAAGGAAGGAUGAGCAGGAGGAGGACAACGUCAGUGAGAGGUCGAUGCAGUCGUCGGAGAGCAGGGGGGAGCAGACGCCCCUGGGCACAGAGGACUCGCCACCUCCAAGCACCUCCACGUACCAGAGGCAGUUUGACCUGCACAGAGAGUCGUCCCAGUCACAGUCCCCAGACAACAUGAGAGGAAAACAGAGUAUGGAGAGUCGGGCUUUGAAGGAUUUCUCCAUUGAGUCUCUCCUCCAGGAGGGGCUGUAUCCCCGUAUGCCGACUAUGGACAGGAGGGCCAACUUCUCUCCCAUCCUUCCAGGCUUCUACCCCUCUAUGUGGGCUGAGUUUCCGGCCUUCCCGCAACAGCUCCUGGACCCUGGCCACCAUCAACAUCCCCACACAGGAACCUCACCGCAAACCAGGCUCCUCCACACCUUUCCAACACCUGCACCACUCGAGGCCUCCAGGCCCCUCGAUUUAGCUGUGAAAAGAGAGAUCAUAAAGGAGGAGACGAAAGAGGAAGUCCCGCCCAGCCUGCUCCACGGCGACUUCCUUAAGGAGUUUGUCAGCUCGGGGCUGGGUAGCACCAUGAACACUGGGUCAGUGUCAUCAGAGGGUCACACUCUGGGCCCGAUUAAGGAUGAAGCUGACUUCCGGUCCUACCUGAGCUUCCUGAGCUCUGCAUCCCACCUAGGUGCACUGUUCCCUCCCUGGCAGCUAGAGGAGGAGAGGAAGAUGAAGCCCAAAGCAUCACAACAGUGUCCAAUCUGCAACAAAGUCAUCCAAGGGGCUGGGAAACUGCCACGACACAUGAGGACGCAUACAGGAGAGAAACCGUACAUGUGCACUAUCUGUGAAGUACGGUUCACCAGACAAGACAAACUCAAGAUCCACAUGAGGAAGCACACAGGUGAACGCCCCUACAUCUGCCUCCACUGCAACUCAAAGUUUGUCCACAACUAUGACCUGAAGAACCACCUGCGUAUCCACACGGGCGUCCGUCCAUACCAGUGUGAGCACUGCUACAAAAGUUUCACACGGUCUGACCACCUACAUCGACACAUCAAGAGGCAGAGCUGCAGAAUCUCCCGUCCCCGUCGGGGACGAAAGCCAGCUGCUUGGCGGUCCACACCCACCAGCAACUUCCUGUGCCCCCCACCUGCUGCCACCAACCGCUUUGAUGAGAACGGGUUAAGCUCUGCAUACCAGGGAGUCAAGAGUCACGGACUUGGGGAGAUGCUUAGCCUCAGCAACAGGGGUGUGGGAUUUAAGAGUUUGGACGGUACAGGCAGGGAGGGACGGGAGGAACGGCGAGCAGAGGGGAAACACGUCGCAGAGGAGGAGAAGACAGGAGCAGGGAGGCAGAGGGGAGUGUUUGCCUUCGCCCUUACUGGAGAAGAAGUGCUUACCCACUCUCCAUUUUAUGCUGCAACCUCUGACCCCUGGACCAUGAGACUGGAGUGUGCUCCACCCAUCCCUGAGCCAGCCAAAUGA
Molecule: messenger RNA, 1995 nt
Organism: Scomber scombrus (Atlantic mackerel)
Lineage: Eukaryota; Metazoa; Chordata; Actinopteri; Scombriformes; Scombridae
Product: zinc finger and BTB domain-containing protein 7C
Exons: 3
Coding region: 1-1995 (664 amino acids)
Biological process (GO): regulation of transcription by RNA polymerase II
Molecular function (GO): DNA-binding transcription factor activity, RNA polymerase II-specific; protein binding; RNA polymerase II cis-regulatory region sequence-specific DNA binding
Source: RefSeq, a predicted model, not a curated record